This is a messenger RNA of Besnoitia besnoiti, 966 nucleotides long. RefSeq lists its product as uncharacterized. Bases 1 to 966 code for a protein of 321 amino acids. The record is from RefSeq and is a predicted model, not a curated record. The transcript has 5 exons. NCBI's taxonomy places the organism in Eukaryota, Apicomplexa, Conoidasida, Eucoccidiorida, Sarcocystidae.
AUGACGAUUGCUGGAGCACUGAAGGGGCUUCUGCAAGCAACGGGUUACAACCUCAAACCAGAAGAGAUCCAAGUCAUGUCUUUGGAAGAGGACAAAGAUGCCAGAGUGAUUUCUUUCUCCAUUUCCAAGUACAGGGGCAUGAGGCUCUACUGGCGAGCUAUACGGGCCUGGCUCCGAAAUGCGUGCGGCGAGAUGAUGAUUCUCCAAGAUGCUCUGGGAGAUACCCUUCCUGUCGACUGCUCCAUACCGCUUGUUACGUUCCGAUCUACAGGGCAAACGCUAACAGAGGCAGAUAUUCCUCUCGGGAACGAUGACGAGCCGAUAGCACCAGCUUUGUCCAAGCCCGCGCGACCGUGGACGCUGGACUUGGAGAACAGCGAAGCGGAUGGUCUCAUGCCGGCACAAGGCGGAAACAGGGAGUCGCGCCAAACCGAAAGAUGGCUGAAUGCGUCGAAACAACUGGAGCAAAAACAAAAGGCCUCAAGGCACACCCCCGCUCAGCCAACAACGCCCGAGUUUAUGCCGAAUUACAUCGUACCACCGUGGGCUGCAGCGAAUCAUGUGAUGCCUCCCCAAGGCUACUCCAUACCUUAUCCUCCACCAGGAGGUGUGGAUCCGCCUCCCUCGGCUUAUACGCAGCACUCUGGUAUGCGAUCAGCUGUCGGAGGUGCUUUGGAUGGCGCCCAAAACAGUGACGAAGAGAGCCCCAAAGCCGGGUCUACAACUAAAGCAAGCCAGGGAGCUACGCAGGCAGCAGCAGGAGAGGGAGGCAGCCCACACAGUGUUAGCGUCAAGUUCAUUAUCGUUGCCAGCUGUCUUGCGGCUACCUUAUUGGUCAUCGUCCUACUUUGGUGUGCACGUACACUUCGCAACAAAGACGAAACACACAAUCCGAGCGUGGAGAGGCAGCGAAUCCCACAUGAAUUGAAAUUGAGGCGUGCCGGUGCCAGAUACGCGAGACCAUGA